This is a messenger RNA of Phacochoerus africanus (Common warthog), 3927 nucleotides long. RefSeq names its product desmocollin 2 (gene DSC2). Gene Ontology annotation, cellular component: desmosome; plasma membrane. Gene Ontology annotation, biological process: homophilic cell-cell adhesion. The record is from RefSeq and is a predicted model, not a curated record. Gene Ontology annotation, molecular function: calcium ion binding. Bases 415 to 3150 code for a protein of 911 amino acids. The transcript is spliced from 16 exons. NCBI's taxonomy places the organism in Eukaryota, Metazoa, Chordata, Mammalia, Artiodactyla, Suidae.
UGUUAAUCCUCCAGGCGGACACCGGGGCGGGGGGGGGAGAUGGGGCAUAUAGGUGGCGUCCGCCCGUGAGAAACACCUAAGCGCAGGUAAAAGGGUGGCGGCCAGAGGGAGUUCCCACCUGUUGCCGUUCUUCCAGAAAUGAAGACUUAAGAAAAUACCAAGGAGGGGCCGAUCGGUGUCUUUCGGACGCGCCUGUAACCCCACCCUCGGUCAGAGGAAAAGCCCCUGGGGUGAGAGGCAGGAGCUUCAGAAAAACCGAGAAGAAAAGCAGCUCCCUCCGCGCGCCGCCUUUUCUGCCUCGCACUCCGGCGCGGCCGGCCCAGCCUGCGCCCCGGUCGCGGCCCUUCACUCCGCCGCGCCCUGCCACCCCGGCCUCUAGGUGCCUCGGCCGGCGACCUGCCCCCGAGUCCUCCGAUGGCGCCAGCCCGAUCCACGGGCUGCCUGAGCGGAGCCCUCUGCUGGCAACUCCUGCUGACCCUCUCGAUCUUAACAUUUGCCUGUGAUGCCUGCAAAACGGUGACACUACAUGUUCCCUCUAAACUGGAUGCUGAAAAAUUUAUUGGUAGAGUUAACCUGAAGGAGUGCUUUAAAUCUGCAAAUCUAAUUCAUUCAAGCGAUCCUGAUUUCCAAAUUUUAGAAGAUGGUUCCAUCUAUACAACAAAUGCUAUUCUUUUGUCCUCAGAGAAGAGAACUUUUACCAUAUUACUUUCCAACACAGAGAACCAAGAAGAGAAGACAAUACCUGUCCUUUUAGAGCAUCAAACAAAGAUUCUAAAGCAAAGGCAUUCUCAAGAAAAAGUUCUAAGACGUGCCAAGAGAAGAUGGGCUCCUAUUCCUUGUUCAGUGCCUGAGAAUUCCUUGGGUCCUUUCCCACUUUUUCUUCAACAGAUUCAAUCUGAUACGGCACAGAACUACACUAUUUACUAUUCCAUAAGAGGACCUGGAGUGGACAAAGAACCUCUAAAUUUAUUUUACGUAGAGAGAGAUACUGGAAACCUGUUUUGUACUCGUCCUGUAGAUCGUGAAGAAUAUGAAUCUUUUGAGCUAGUUGCCUUUGCAACGACUCCAGAUGGAUAUACUCCAGAAUAUCCACUGACCCUUGUAAUCAGAAUUGAGGAUGAAAAUGAUAACUACCCAAUUUUUACAGAAACAACGUACACUUUUAAAGUUUCUGAAAAUUGCAGAGUUGGUACGACUGUGGGACAAGUAUGUGCAACUGACAAAGACGAGCCUGACACGCUGCACACGCGUCUAAGGUACUCCAUCAUUGAGCAGCUGCCAGCAUCACCCACCCUCUUUUUUAUGCAUCCAACUACAGGCGUGAUCACCACAACAUCAUCUCAGCUAGACAGAGAGCUAAUGGAUAAAUACCAGUUAAAAAUAAAAGUACAAGACAUGGAUGGUCAGUAUUUUGGUUUGCACACAACUUCAAAUUGCGUCAUUAAUAUUGAAGAUGCUAAUGACCACUUGCCAACAUUCACUCGUUCUUCUUAUGUGGCAUCAGUAGAGGAAAAUAGGAUUGACGUGGAAAUCCUACGUAUUGCUGUCGAAGAUAAGGAUUUAAUUAAUACUGCUAAUUGGAGAGCUAAUUUUACCAUUUUAAAGGGCAAUGAAAAUGGAAAUUUUAAAAUUGUAACAGAUCCCAAAACCAAUGAAGGAAUUCUGUGUGUGGUUAAGCCACUGAAUUAUGAGGAAAAACAGCAGAUGACCCUGCAAAUUGGUGUAGUUAAUGAAGCUCCAUAUGUUGGUAGUGCAAGAUCAGCUAUGAACACAGCGACAGUCACCGUUAAUGUAGAAAAUCAGGAUGAAGGCCCUGAGUGCAGCCCUGCAGUGCAAACGAUUCGAAUUAAAGAAAAUUCACCAGUGAGAACAAAGGUCAAUGGAUAUAAAGCAUAUGACCCAGAAACAAGCAGUAGCGGUGACAUAAGGUAUAAGAAAUUAAGUGAUCCAGAAGGGUGGGUCACUGUUGAUGAAAACUCAGGAUCAAUUGUAAUUUUAAGAAGCCUGGAUAGAGAAGCAGAGACCAUCAGAAAUGGUAUAUAUAAUAUUACAAUCCUUGCUUCAGACAAAGAUGGGAGAACAUGUACUGGGACACUGGGGAUUGUACUGGAGGACGUGAAUGAUAAUGGCCCGUUCAUACCUCAAUCGAGAGUGAUAAUCUGUAAAAGCACCAUGGCAUCAGCGGAGAUUGUUGCUGUAGACCCUGAUGAACCCAUACAUGGCCCACCCUUCGACUUCGCUUUGGAUGGUGUUUCUGAUCCAGAUGUAUUUAGAAUGUGGAGACUGACAAAAAUUAACGAUACAGCAGCACGUCUUUCCUAUCAGAAUGACCCCCAGUUUGGACAAUACACAGUACCUGUCAGAGUUACGGAUAGACUUGGCCAGUCACGCAUCACUCAGUUAGACGUUGUAUUAUGUGACUGUAUUACUGUAAAUGACUGUGACAUUCGUGCAAGUCCGAUUGGUGGCAACGGAGGAGUGAUACUUGGAACAUGGGCCAUCCUUGCAAUAUUAUUGGGCAUAGCAUUGCUAUUUUGUAUCCUGUUUACCUUAGUCUGUGGGGCUACUGGGACAGCCAAAAAACCAAAAGUAUUCCCUGAUGAUUUAGCCCAGCAGAACCUCAUCGUGUCAAACACUGAAGCUCCAGGCGAUGACAAAGUGUAUUCCACGAGUGGUUUCACCACCCAUACCAUGGGCGGUUCUGCCCAGGGAAUUUGUGGCACCAUGGGAUCUGGAGUGAAAAAUGGAGGACAGGAGACGAUUGAAAUGGUGAAAGGAGGGCACCAGACCUUGGAGUCCUGCCAGGGGGCUGGGCAUCACCACACCCUGGAAUCGUGUCGGGGAGGUGGACAGCACACCCUGGAUUCCUGCAGAGGAGGACAAGUAGAGACGGACCACUGCAAAUACACUUGCUCCGAGUGGUACAGUUACACGCAGCCCCGUCUUGGCGAAAAGGUCCGGCUGUGUAAUCAGGAUGACAGUCAUGCGCACGCUCAAGACUAUGUCCUUACAUAUAAAUAUGAAGGAAGAGGAUCAGCAGCUGGUUCUGUGGGUUGUUGCAGUGAACGGCAAGAAGAAGAUGGGCUUGAGUUUUUGGAUCAUUUGGAACCCAAAUUUAGGACACUAGCAGAAACAUGCAUGAAGAGAUGAGCGUGUUCUAAUUUGUCUACAGACGCCAGUAGCUUUAUUGUCUUUUGUUUUUUUUUAAUUAGUACCAGGCAGGCUUUUUAAAAAAUAGAAGAUGCUAUGUUUGGGGCUUUUCCGCCUUGAUUUUGUUGGGAUCUCUUUUAACCAGAUGCACAUUUGCAGAGGGAUGCUAUAAAUAAGUACACAAACUUCCCAUUUUUAUGUAGUUUUUAAUUACUUGUCGUCCACCUAAGGACACCUGCAGAUAGCAAAAUUAAGGAAGUCUGCAUUAUUGUUUACAUUUGGGUAUAAGGACAGCAGCCAACUGAGAGUGCAAUAAAAUGUAAUUAAUUCAAGUCUACAACAUAGAUUACUUGAAGUAGAACCGAAUGGAAAAUUGUAGAGGCCUUGCUUUACCAGUAUCAUCACCUAAUUAAUUAAUUGUUUGAGUGGUGCUAGAAGACUGCUGUUCUAAACAUUCUAAAGUGUAUAUACUGCAUUUUUAAUAUUGUUUUAGUCUUGAGACAUGACUUUCUUCAUAAUGCAAAUGGAGAUUCCCAACCAAGCGUUGACUAUUAUAAUUCCAUUUUAUUGGAGUUUACUUUCUACUUUGUAUUCCCUGAAAUCCAGCACUGAAUUUACAUUUCCUCUGUUACCCACCCUCUCUGCAAAAUUUAAAUUUAAAAAGUGCUUUAAGAAUGUAUUUUUACUCCUGCAAGGUUUUGGUCUUUGGUUCUUCAUUCAUCUUUCUGUCUUUCUCUCUCCUCCUCUCUUCCCCUCUCUCCCCUCUCCCUCUCUUUA